AAUGAACCGCACGCUCGCCCUCAUUCCUUCCCAUCAUGCAGCGCUCUCGCCUGCUCCUGUCGAGCCGCCAUGUUGUCGGAGUGAAAGCCUGGGAAUCGGAAAGAAACUGGGGCUGAAAUCCGCGACCAUCCACCCUCUCCGCCGGCUGUGGUGGAAUGAGCAGUGUGUGUGUGUUGAAGAGGAAAGCAGUGCUCUGGCAGGAUUCGUUCAGCCCCCACCUCAGAACUACAUCUCCCAGCAUGCCCGUGGUGCUGAGCAGCGGAGGACACGCCCCUCCAACCGGGCAGACCCCUCAGGUCCCACCCCCCAGCCAGCAGGGUGUGGCGGGUGCAGGACGUUCCCAGGAUGAUGCCAUGGUAGACUACUUCUUCCAGCGGCAGCAUGGCGAGCAGCCCGGCAAACACCGCUGGCCUACUGGAGACAACAUCCAUGACAGCCAGGUGCGGUCCAUGGAUGAGCUCAACCAUGACUUCCAGGCCUUGGCUUUAGAGGGGCGUGCCAUGGGAGAGCAGCUGCUAACAGGGAAGAAGUUCUGGGAGACCGAUGACUCUGGGAAGGAUGGACCAAAGGGGAUCUUUCUGGACCAGUGGAGGGACAGCGCAUGGGGGGCCUCAGAUCACUCUGUAUCUCAGCCAAUCAUGGUGUCCCGUCGGCCAGGACAGGGUUUCCACAGUGGUGGGGAAGUUGGGGUGGGUUCAGUGAUGUCACCGCGAUCAGAAAGUGGUGGGCUAGGAGUUAGCAUGGUGGAGUAUGUCCUCUCCUCCUCGCCAGCGGACAAACUGGACUCCUGCCUCCGCAAAGGGCCCUACGGUCAGAGGGAUGGAGAGGUGGAGGAGGAGAAGAGGGAGAAGCCAAAGGCAGCGUUUGAGGGAGAGAAACUGAAAGAGUUGACAGAGGGUGAAACUGACGUCAUCAGUGAUGUCAUCAACCCCAAUGGGCUGCCCGUGCAGAAUGGCCUUGAUGUGGAUGUCAAAGAAUUUGGUCGUCCCCCUGGCAACAUGCCGGCCCCAGUCCCCGAGGGAGACCUGCUUGGGGGUCCCGGGGGUGUUGGGGCAGAGGGUCUGACACCCCUGGGAGGUGGUGGAGGCCCCAAGCCCCCUGAGGAUUUCUCUGGUGUGGAGCAGGGCGGUGUCACCAUGGACCCCAUGGAGUCUGUGAUGGAGCCACUUCAGUUUGACUACAACUCCCAGAUGCCCAUGGACUCUGCACCCACUGUGGGGCUGUUUGACUACACCAACCAGCAGCAGCUGUUUCAGAGGAACAGUGCCCUGGCAGUGCAGCAGCUGACAGCAGCCCAGCAGCAGCAGUACGCUCUGGCAGCAGCACAGCAGCCUCACAUUGGUCUAGCCCCAGCAUUUGUGCCCAAUCCUUACAUCAUCAGUGCCGCCCCACCAGGGACAGACCCGUACGCCGCCGGACUGGCAGCCGCAGCUACCCUCGGUCCAGCAGUGAUGCCUCCCCAAUACUACGGUGUGACUCCCUGGGGUGUCUACCCUGCCAACCUCUUCCAGCAGCAGGCCGCUGCAGCCAACAGCUCAGCCAAUCAGCAGGCAGCAGGCCAGGGCCAGCAGAACCAGCAGCAGGUGAUGCGUGCUGGAGGAAGCCAGCGACCUUUGACCCCCAGCCAGGGUCAGCAGGGUCAGCAGAAUGAUCAGCUGGUUGCAGCUGCAGCAGUCAACUCAGCCCUUGCCUUUGGGCAGGGUCUGGCAGCCGGCGUGCCUGGCUACCCAGUCCUGGCCCCAGCAGCCUACUAUGACCAGACAGGGGCCUUGGUAGUCAACACUGGGGCUAGGAGUGGCCCUGUCCGCCUCAUGGCCCCUGCCUCUGUCAUCAUAUCUCCUUCUGCAGCACAAGCAGUUGCAGCGGCAGCAGCAUCAGCAGGCGGUGCCAAUGGCGGUCUGGGGGGCGGGGCCAACGGUCCGUUCCGUGCCAUGACGUCCCAGCAGCCUCAGCAACAGGGUGGCCCUGGCGGCGCAUUGGGAGGCAGCUCUUUCUAUGGCUCCUCCUCCCUCAGCUCCUCCUCCCAGAGUUCCUCCCUUUUCUCACAGGGCUCCGCCCAGCCGGGACCAGGCUCCGCCUCCUUAGGCUUUAGCCAGCAAGCCUCUUCCUCCCUUGGAGCCACACUGGGGGCCACGCUGGGAGGCUUUGGCACUGCAGUGGCUAACUCCAGUGGUGGCAGUGGCUCCAGGCGGGACUCGCUGACAGGCAACAACGAGCUGUACAAACGCACACCCUCCAGCCUUACCCCGAUUGGCCAUGGAGGCUUCUACAACGGCACCUUGGGCUUCAGCCCUUCCCCUGGCCCCGUGGGCAUGCCCCUCCCCAACCAGGGCCCCUCCCACUCCCUCACUCCCCCGCCCUCCCUGUCCAAUCACAGCUCCUCGUCCAACCUCAAUCUUGGGGGCCUGACCAAUGGCAGUGGCCGUUUCAUCUCUGCAGCUCCUGGAGCAGAGGCAAAAUACCGCAGCGCUGCCAGCUCGGGGUCCUCCCUCUUUUCUCCCAGCAGCCAGCUGUUUCCCUCCUCAAGGCUACGCUAUGGCAUGUCGGACGUGAUGCCAUCAGGCCGCAGCCGCCUGCUGGAGGACUUCAGGAACAACCGCUACCCCAACCUGCAGCUCAGAGACAUCGCCGGCCACAUCAUGGAGUUCAGCCAGGACCAGCAUGGCAGCAGGUUUAUCCAGUUGAAGCUGGAGCGAGCCAGUUCAGCAGAGCGCCAGUUGGUCUUCAGUGAGAUCCUGCAGGCAGCCUACCAGCUCAUGGUGGACGUCUUUGGCAACUAUGUCAUCCAGAAGUUCUUUGAGUUUGGUAGCCUAGACCAGAAGCUGGCUCUGGCGGAGAGGAUCCGAGGCCAUGUGUUGUCUCUGGCCCUGCAGAUGUACGGCUGCAGGGUCAUUCAGAAAGCUCUGGAGUUCAUCCCCUCUGAACAGCAGGUCAUUAGUGAGAUGGUGCGGGAGUUGGAUGGCCAUGUGUUGAAGUGUGUGAAGGAUCAGAAUGGGAACCACGUGGUGCAGAAGUGCAUUGAGUGUGUCCAACCGCAUGCCCUGCACUUCAUCAUAGACGCCUUCAAGGGACAGGUCUUUGCCCUCUCCACCCAUCCCUACGGCUGCCGAGUCAUCCAGCGCAUUCUUGAACACUGCCUUCCAGAGCAGACGCUGCCUAUACUAGAGGAACUCCAUCAACACACAGAGCAACUGGUGCAGGACCAGUACGGAAACUAUGUGAUCCAGCACGUUUUGGAGCAUGGCCGAGCUGAGGAUAAGAGUAAGAUAGUGGCUGAGAUUAGAGGAAAUGUACUGGGCCUCAGCCAGCACAAGUUUGCCAGUAACGUGGUGGAGAAGUGUGUGACCCAUGCGUCACGGGCAGAGCGGGCGGUGCUGAUAGACGAGGUGUGCAGCCUGACUGAGGGCCCCCACAGUGCCUUAUACACCAUGAUGAAGGACCAGUAUGCCAACUACGUGGUACAGAAGAUGAUCGACGUGGCUGAGCCCACCCAGCGCAAGAUCGUCAUGCACAAGAUCCGGCCUCACAUUUCCACCCUGAGGAAGUACACGUACGGCAAACACAUCCUGGCCAAGCUGGAGAAGUACUACAUGAAGAACGGUGUUGACCUGGGCCCUCUCUGUGGGCCCCCUAACGGCAUCAUGUAAACUUGCACCCCGACCCCUCCACCCUGCCAUCAUGUUGACUUACCCAUAUUCCCCAACCUGUCGCCCCAUACCUUACCCUCCCAAAAUGCGAUCAAGUCUACUAGCCCUGCCCUCCUGUCCCUGUCCGGUCUCGGAAGGUGUCCAUUCCCUGAACCCUGCCUGCUGCAGGCAUCGAGUACCCCCUUUGUACCCCCAUUCCCACGACCUCCCCCUUGGAGGAGCCUGUUGCUACGGGCAGCCUUAGUUUAGUAUUUGUCGCCCCUCCCCCGCCUGAGCCCAGGCCCGCUGAGCUGGAGGAGGGAGAAGGGUAGGAGGGCAGGGAGAAGAGAGAGAUGAGACUUGUUCCACUCAUUGCUCUGCUCUCUCCCUUCUUUUUUUUGUUUUUUUUCUCAGUUUCUUCUUCGUUGUUUCAGAUAAACUAGAAAUCAUUUCACUUUUUGCUACUGCUGCACACACACACAUAUACAGUCCCAGCGCCCCGCCCUCCCCCCAUCCUAGCUAUUUACCACUAUGAGAUGGAGCGAAUAUUUAAUUUGUCUGAAGUCACAGAAUCAUAGACAAACACACGCCAUUGGCUAACCAGCAGACAGAUCAUUUAGCAUGGGAGAUUCGUUUUCUGGUCUUGCUUCUAUAAAUAUAACGUGUAUACUUGGUGUAGACCUUUGCAUAUAUAUAUAAAUAUAUAUAUAAAACUUUGUAGUUUUUCUGGUUUUUGAUGUUGAAUCUGUAUCUAUAAUGUAUCCUAGUAGUGACCACAUACUUCUGACUGUAUAAUUGUACAUUUGUAAACCCUUGUAAUGUAAAAGUGCUUUACCACCCUUUUUGGUAUGAGAAGAAAAGGAUUAAAAAAAAAUCUCACUCUGGAAAAAAAAAAUCUUAGAAAAAAAACCUGUGCAUUUCAGUGUAUAUUCUCACCUCCUUGGUUGUGACAUAUGAGUUGUUGUAUAUUGUAAAUUGUAAUAUCAAAUUUUUGUUUUGAAAAGCCCUUUCUAUACAGCGUAGUACUUGUACAAAGAUCUGCCACGCUUGGUUUUAUCUUUAUCUUGUCACUGCUUAAAUUAAGAGACGUCAAUCUCCCACUGACUCCCAAUAGGACACAUUCUGUUAGACUUGGUGUUUUCUGGUUUACGUUGAAGGCUUCAUUUUUUUUUUCCCUUUUUUUUUUUUUUUUUUUUUAAAAGAUCUUUUUAUAGGAAUGCUUUCCCCACUCAUGAAAUGUGUCAUGUGUAUGGGGGGCUGGCUGGCUGGGAGAAAUAAUGUUUACCCCUGAAUCCCCCUCCACCACCCUCUAGUUACCCAUGACUAUUUUCAGAGGGGUAAAACCCGUGGAUUGUACAGAGGAGAUUCUUGUGUUUUUGGCAUUUCUCUAGUGCUGUAAGUGCUGUAUCAUACUGUCCAUGUCCUUUUGGGUGAGAGAGGCAGCCCGCCACGGUGCGGUGUACAUUUGGAGCAGCCUUGUGUAUAUUUACUACGAGCACACCUGUAACCAUAUGUGUAUAGUUAACAGAACCUGUGUAUGCUUAUUGCCUGGGCAACUAUUUUUUGUAACUCCUGUUGUAGAUUGUCUCUAAACAAUUGUGUGAUCUUUAUUUUGAAACAAAACUGAACAAAAAAAACUUUCAAAAUUUCA
Molecule: messenger RNA, 5277 nt
Organism: Myripristis murdjan (pinecone soldierfish)
Lineage: Eukaryota; Metazoa; Chordata; Actinopteri; Holocentriformes; Holocentridae
Gene: pum1
Product: pumilio RNA-binding family member 1
Exons: 23
Coding region: 156-3647 (1163 amino acids)
Biological process (GO): miRNA processing; regulation of mRNA stability
Cellular component (GO): cytosol; cytoplasm
Molecular function (GO): mRNA 3'-UTR binding
Source: RefSeq, a predicted model, not a curated record